GAGCAGAGAGACACACAACGUGCACAAGCUCUCAUUCUGUCUAACGCUCUCUCUGAUCGCCACAGAUGUGUAAGGGGCUCUCCGCCCUCCCUUCAUCAUGCCUGGAGAAGGCGAAGGAGAUGAAGGUGAAGCUAACACACCUGACUGAGAAACCACACAAACACAGAGCCCAUGAGGAAAAAACUCCUCCUGACCUCGAGGCUCUGCUCCACAGCAAGGCGAGUCUGCAGGCGUUCCGCUGGUUCCUGCGCUCGGAGUUCAGCGAGGAGAACCUGGCCUUCUGGCUUGCCUGUGAGGAAUACAAGUCCAUGCCUGAGACCAAACUGUCCUCUAAAGCCCAGAGCAUCUACACUCAGUUCAUCAACCCUGACGCCCCACAGGAGGUGAAUCUGGACAGUGAGACGCGCGAGGCGCUGACGGACAGGAUGGACACGCCAAACGCCAACACGUUUGCCGAAGCUCAGCAGCGCAUCUUUACCCUGAUGGCCAAAGACUCUUUCCCUCGCUUCCUGCGCUCAAACUACUGCGAGCAAACAGUCAGAGGGGCGUGAACCAUGACAUCAUACUCUCUCUUGCGUUUCUGCCAUGUCCAGAAAGCUUGCAAUUAUAAAAGUGUGUUAAUGUAGAUGAUAGUUUGCUUUAACUACGUCUCAAAUCAUAUACUUUUCAUUUAAUAAAUGAUGAACGAUGCAGAACCAAUACUAAAAUUUCUGAAAUUGUGUUCUAUAGGACCCUUAGAGCAAACUGAUUGAGUAAAUUAAGAGUGACCAUUUUGACUUGUAUAAUAAGUACUCGUUCCUGUGGAUUCUGCUUAAUUCUUAAUUACCGCAAAGUAUUAGCAUGCGACUCAAAUUAUUGCUAAUAAAAAAAGAAGAUUAUACUAACUUAAUAAUGUACAAGUCACAGGCAUUUAGUACAUGGUGUGUGAUUUGAGUCGUAGCCGUGUUGUAGAAGUUAUCAUGCAUGUGUAAGUCCCUCCCUGCAUUGGCAUAAAUGGCCUUAAAAUGUAGAAAAUGCUGCAGAGGAAUAAAUAUAUUCAUGAAACUGAA
This is a messenger RNA of Clarias gariepinus (North African catfish), 1049 nucleotides long. RefSeq names its product regulator of G-protein signaling 5. The record is from RefSeq and is a predicted model, not a curated record. The transcript is spliced from 5 exons. The coding region runs from base 66 to 551 and encodes 161 amino acids. NCBI's taxonomy places the organism in Eukaryota, Metazoa, Chordata, Actinopteri, Siluriformes, Clariidae.